Molecule: messenger RNA, 3229 nt
Organism: Xiphophorus hellerii (green swordtail)
Lineage: Eukaryota; Metazoa; Chordata; Actinopteri; Cyprinodontiformes; Poeciliidae
Gene: smtnb
Product: smoothelin b
Exons: 11
Coding region: 142-2073 (643 amino acids)
Molecular function (GO): protein binding
Source: RefSeq, a predicted model, not a curated record
UGAGGGUAUAAAGAACAGGCGUAGUUUGAGAGAAGCGCUUCUGCUGCUCUGUGAGAGGUAAUAACCUCUUUGUUCUCGGGUAAUUCGCCAAGAAAGCUGCAGUUUUGAGGAGAUUUGUGAGAGAACGCAUUUUCCAUCACUAUGCCUGGGGUGAACCUGGACUUCCUUCCAGCUUCGCAGCCUGCAGAGUCUUUGGGCUCUCCAGAAAGUGCUUGUGCCGAGUCUGGCCUGGAGGAGGUGAUCGGUGAUCUGCUUGCCCCGGAGGAAACCAAGGAAGAGGACAACAAAGAGGAAGUGCAGUUUAGCGAGAAGAAGCUUGAGUUAAUGCUGCGAUGUGCUGUGAAGGAGAUCCACAGUGACCUGCAGGCUUUUGGGAAGAAAGUAGAUGUCCAGUUGGAGGAGGCAGCAGUCCAGAUGACUGGUUUACUGGAAGCCAUUUCCAGACUGCAGGAGGAGAACCUCCAGCUUAGAGCUGAGCAGGAACGGAUGGUGAGGCAUGUGGAGGCCCUCUGCCAAGUAACUGGACUGCCUGAUCGAAUCCUGCAGGAAGUCUGCUCUGUCCCACAUGAAACCAAAACUUCAUCCAACGACGAUGGCCCUCCAUGCACACUCAACAAGAGCACAGUUGAAUUUUCAUGCAAUGAUUCGACCUGCAUGUCCAGAGAUUCUCCAUCCGGCGUGCUACAGGAAGCAUCUGAUAUCUUGGUACUGUCAGAUCAAACUGUCGCCCAGGAUUUUGUUUCAAGCCCACUGGACUCGUCAGAGCCCUCAUCAACUUCUGUGACCCGCCGUUCGCUCUCUGCACCAUCUGUGAUGGCAACGAUGUCUCCUGACAGCAACACGAUGGAGACUGAACCCGUCGUUGCCUCGGAGCCAAUGUUUUCGGCCGGACCGUCCAUGAUAGUUGCGCGUCAAGUCCCCGCCAUCCCCAAUGGCUCCAGCACUCAGACGAAACUUGUAGAGAGCUCUGGAAAACUGACGGCCGAAAAACUCGCCGCCAUCGAGGAUGAGGAGCUCCUGGACAAGAUGCUCGAUGAGUCCAAAGAUUUCGAGGAGAGGAAGAUGAUCCGUGCCGCCAUGAGAGAUCUUCGCAAGAGAAAGAGAGAGGCCAUGCUGGGAUGUAGCCAGGAGGAAAUGGGUAUGACAGACCAAAGAGAGAAGGAGCGUGACACUCGUCUGCAGGAGCUGCGACUGCAGAGAGACGAGAGGGGACAGAAAGGUCGUGCUGGACCCGGAGCUGGGGAGGUGGUGAUGAGAAAGAUGGAAAAGUCAGCCGAUGGUUCAACCCUCAGCCAAGUGACUAAGACGAACCGUUUUGCUCAGUCUGAUGAUGGGAGCAAAUCAACACGCAGCACGGUUGUAGAGACCAGUUUUGUGCAGAAAACAGACAGGGGAACAGUCCAGUCAAAAUCAUACAGCUUCACCUCAUCCUCGUCCUCAAACACAAGCAAAAAAGUUGGCAGUGUUUUUGAUCGCGAGGACGACACGUCGCCUCGAGGCGGCAGCGGCGGUUUGUCUGCCAUCGAUCGACGGCAGGCAGAGAGGCGCAAGGAGCUGAUGAGGGCCCAGACGAUGCCCAAGGUGUCCGCCAUGCAGACUCGGAAAGCCAUGAUAGAGAAGCUGGAGAAGGAGGGCGGAGGCCCUGGAAACCAGGCAGUAGCCAAGAUAAACAAGGUGCAGCGCUCCACCAGCUUUGGUGUACCAAACGCAAACACCAUCAAGCAGAUGCUGCUUGACUGGUGUCGUGCCAAGACGCGCUCCUAUGAGCACGUGGACAUCCAGAACUUUUCUUCCAGCUGGAGUAACGGUAUGGCGUUUUGUGCCCUGGUGCACAAUUUCUUCCCUGACGCCUUUGACUACGACUCCCUGAGCCCCAGCAACCGGAGGCAAAACUUCGAGGUGGCCUUCAGCGCCGCAGAGACCUACGCCAACUGCAUGCCUUUGCUAGAAGUGGAGGACAUGAUGAUCAUGGGUAACAAACCGGACUCCAAAUGCGUCUUCACCUACGUGCAGUCUCUGGUGAACCACCUUCGCAGAUACGAGAUGUCCAUGGGCCGCCCCUGCGACCUCUGACCUGUGGCCAGCGGUCCUUCACAUCCCUGACGAACACGUCGGGGAUUUUCUGUGUGUUAGUGCCGUUUUGCUUCUAACAGGUGUUGGCGAUGCUUCAUUGUUCCUUCUUAAAACAAUCUUUGCUGACACGAAGUCUACCUCUUUAACAGAGAGAGGAUGCCUACAUGUUAAAAAUCUUUCAAGGUUUUUAAUUUUAUUUUCUGUGUUCAAACUGAGCUCACUGCAGAUUUCAGCUGUCAUUUCGCUGGCGUUAACACUCUCACAUCCCCACAAAAAAGAAUUGUUUAUACGAUAUCUCCUCUUUUAAUAUAACUAUACCCAUAUUUUUUUCCGCUGUAAUUUUUUCUGCCGUUCUGCUGGUAAAUCCACUGAAACAGCAAUAUCGUUUUCUUUCUGUCCUGAUACUCCCCCCCCAAUUUCUAACCAAACUCUGGUUGCUUUAAUUAUUUUUUAAAUUAUUUUUUUUUAGCUGAUAAGCAUAAUGAGUUUUAAUUAACAAGUACAGAAGUGUUCAUUUUUGCUUAUUUAAAUGAAUUCAUCAUUGUCAGAGGAAUCCUGUGCUAAAAAAGAAAAAAAACUUUCCUGCACAGAGCUGCUGAUAAAGUUGUCGUUCUGAAAUCAUUAAAAUGGGGAAGUUGGAGCCUGAUAUCUUGCAGCUGACUGAAAUCAUUUCUGACGGCUCACUGAUGGCGUAUUUAAAGAAAAACGACCACACUGUCGAUGACGACGUCCUGCUCAAGUCUGUCAAUUAGUUUAUUUAUGCUGAAACUGGUUUUAAUGCCAGUGUUUUAGUUUGUGCUUGAAGCCAUUAGGCCGUUAUCUUAAGUAUUUUAAUAAGCUGAAGUUCUUAUUUUUUUCUGUAAUGACCUGGGCUUGCUUCUCUGCCCAGCAUGGACACUAAUGCUGAAAACUUUACAUAAAGGUAAGAGAAGAUUUGUAUUGAGGAUUUUUAUUCUAAGGUUCUUUUAAGAGAAAAUUAUGAAAACUUGUUUUCAAGCUUGUUUUUUGGUGAAAAAAAAAAAAAAACUAUACAAAACAGUGAGCAUUGAGUGGGUUUGUGUAUAUAAGUGAAUGCUUACACACAUUGUAUAAUUUCAUGUUUUCUGUGCACUGCAGUAAAAUGUAAAUAACCAAUUAAACCAAUUUGAGAAAUGAA